Colletotrichum godetiae is the source of this 2712-nucleotide messenger RNA. Its product is annotated as fungal-specific transcription factor domain-containing protein. The record is from RefSeq and is a predicted model, not a curated record. The transcript is spliced from 2 exons. Gene Ontology annotation, molecular function: DNA binding; zinc ion binding; DNA-binding transcription factor activity, RNA polymerase II-specific. Lineage: Eukaryota; Fungi; Ascomycota; Sordariomycetes; Glomerellales; Glomerellaceae. Bases 1 to 2712 code for a protein of 903 amino acids. Gene Ontology annotation, biological process: regulation of DNA-templated transcription; DNA-templated transcription.
AUGACACCGCCGGCUUCAUCGGCGACCGCAGCCCGACAACAAUCCGACCAAACCAGCGCCGCUACUGGCAACAGCGGCGGUAGCAGCAGCAAACAACAGCUCAGCUGCGCAAACUGCCGCCAUCGCAAGAUAAAAUGCGAUAAAUUACAACCCCGGUGCAAACAGUGCGAGCGCUCCGAUCUCGACUGCGUUUUCCCUUCCCGGAAGCGAAAUCGCAAGCCGCGCCAGGGGAGGCAGAAUGAGCUGUUGAACCGCAUCACUCGUCUAGAGAGCAUCGUAAGCAAAGUCGACUCCGGGAAUGUGGAUGGGGUCGCCAGGGGCGGUACCGCAGCCGGCUCGGGGACAGCUGCCGCCGUCGCCGCCUCGACGCCGCAUUCUAUAUCGGCGGCGGGCCGGAGAGGUGUUGGUGGCGACUCGGUCUCGGGCAUGAAUGACGCGGAGCCGUCGCCGCCCGGCGCGGGGUGGGACCCCCAGCCCGCCCCGCCGACCAACUACAUGAGCGCCGAGUUCUGGGAGAACCUCUGCCAAGAGGUCGAAGGCAUGAGACAAGCACUGGACCAACCUUCCGACAGCGAAGGGUCCGAUGAUGAGGAUGGAGGCCAGGGGCAGGGGCAGGGGCAGCAGCAGCAGCAUAGCACGACGAGCCCCGAGUCAUCCAUCGCCAACAAGGGCCAGACGCCGCCCGCGCUGUCCGGGCUCAUUUCCAGCUUCGUCACGAGCAGGGACGAGCCGUUGAGGCACCCGCCGCGGGAUCACAUCAUGUACAUGUGCGGCAUCUUCUUUUCGAAUGUCGAUCCAGCGUUCAAGGUGAUUCACCGGCCGACGGUCUCGGUUGAGCUGGAAGGAUUCGCGAACGCUGUGAAUAAGCAUAUUGACGAUGCGACGGAGGCUUUGUUCUUUUCCAUGUACUUUGGCGCCAUCACGACCUUGACGAAUGAGGCUUGUUUGAAGAAUUUGGGGGAGGAGAGGAGUGUACUUGCGCAGAGGUACCGGGAGGGCGUUGAAAGGGCGCUUCAUAAUGCGGAUUAUCUCAACAGCAGUGAGAUCAGGACACUUCAAGCGCUGACGUACUACGUGUGCUUCCUCCGUUCCCACAACGCCAGCCGCGCCUCGUGGGCCCUCAUCCCCCUCGUCGUCCGCCUCGCCCAGGCCGUCCACCUCCACCGCGACGGCGUCAACCCCCCACUCCCGCCCUUCGAGGCCGAGAUGCGCCGCCGGCUGUGGUGGAUGAUUGUCGUCCUCGACAUCCGCGCCGCCGAGGACCGCGGCACCGACGCCGCCAUCCCCCGGCAGUCCUACAACACCCGCUUACCCUUCAACCUCGACGACGACGACUUUGGCCCCGCGACGACGAACCCGCUCGAGGACAGAACGGGCCCGACGGAGAUGACGUUUUGCCUGUGCACGAGCAUGUCGUCGGGUAUCUUUGGAAACCUCCGGCCGCGGCACCCGCAGCUUGCGCUCGAUCAUGACGGCACGCCGGAGCCGACAACGUCAGAAGACGAGAUUAUGGCGCAUGCGCAGCGUCUUGAGGCCCUCUUCGGCACCGCACCGCCCAAAACUCCCGCAUCAGACGGACCUGGCUCCGGCGGCGGCGGCAACAGUGACGGGGACCAGGACACGCGACACCUACCCGCUAACCACGCCGCCGUAACGGUACGCAUCAUCAUUCUCAAAAUGUGGCUGUCGGCACAAUACCCCUUUACCCCACGAGCAUCCACGGCGACAGCGAAGCCCCGCGUCGCGCGAGAGACUAUGCUCCGCACGGCGGUGAACACGAUCGAGCUCGUCGAGUACAGCUCGGCAACGUACCGCGAGCGGUUCGGGUGGUGGAUCGACAGCUACGUGCAGUGGCACCCGCUCGCUGUCGCGUUGGCGGAGUUGUGCGUGCAGACGCGCGGGGAGCUGGUCGAGAGGGCCUGGCGGGUGGUGGAUCGGAAUUUCCACGGGAUGAGGGAGCGGAUUGCGGAUACGAGACGGGGUACGUUGUGGAGGCCGUUGAAGAAGCUUUUGAGAAGGGCGAGGGCUGCGAGGGCGGAGGCUAUGAUGGGGGAGUUGAAGUUGGGUGGUGGGGAUGGCAGUGGUCAUGGUCAUGGUCAUGGUGGUAAGGGGCCUGUGAGUGCGGCGGCGACGGAGCAGAAGGAGGCUGCGAGGAGGACGGUGGAGGUGCCGCAGAAUGAGGAAGAGGAGGAUGAUGAUGACGACGACGACGACGACGAUGAUGAUGAUGGGGACGAGGACGGGGACGGAGAUGUGGAUGUUACGGAUGUUCAAGAACCAUCGGCGGCGGUAGGGGGCUACGGUGUGAGUACGGGGACACUACACCCGGCCUUCAGGACAGAUCGGAUUGGUGGUGCCGCCGCCGCCGCUGCUGCUUGGCACGGAGGCGGCUCUACACUCCCUCCCACGGGUGCGCCGUUCGCGACGACAAACACCGUCGGCUUGGGCGGUCCUACGCCAAUGGCCGUCGACCCAUCGAUGGCGGCAGCAGGGUUACCUCCGUCAACGUCAGCACCCAUGAACCCGCCUUUCGGGCUGACGCCGGAGGACAUGGCCAUGUUUGGGGGCACGCCGCUGUUUAGUAACCCGCAGGACCUGAUUGCGCACUUUGGGAUCCACAUGGAUGCCGGGGACUUUGGGUGGGAUCCGAGUUCGUGGGACGAAUUUGUCGUUGACGCGAAUAUGGAGAGGUCACCUGGUGAUGACGGGUGA